AUGGCUUUGACAAGUGAAUGUCUAAUAAGAGAUAAUAAUUUACUUUUCACAAAUAAAAAUAAAUAUAUAGACGUUUCUUCAAGUUAUCCAAGCAUGGACCUAAUGCAAAAUAAUACCAUAAAUAACAACAAUCAAAAUUCGAACAUGACAGGAAUGGUAAACUAUAGUAAAAAUCAAAAGCAUUCUCUCAAUCAGUACCCUGUAAAUGCCAAUGACAAUAAUGGAAAUUUUGAAUCAAAACAAUUACAAGAAAGUGCUGUUAUUGCUCAGGAAAAUGUCGCAAUUUCUAACGAUUUGACAUUUUCUGACAUUACAGAUCUCUCUCAAAAGUCAUCGUUCCCCGAUUUUAAUGAACCAAUUCAAUUCCAAAAUGACAUGAACUUCUUAUCUAAAUCUUCAAGUAUCAGCCCUUAUGAAGACCAAUAUGAUGGUGAAAUGCCAGAAGGAAUGGUAAAAAAAGAAUUUCCUGGUAAACCAGAGUAUAUGAUGAUGUUUGAAAAUUAUUUCCCAUUAGUUAACAAUAACAAUUCUAAUAUAAAUUAUGUCAAUGGUUUGAAGAAUAAUAAUCCAAACUUAGAUAUUCAAGCAAAUAUGAAGAAUGGUACUUUAGUUCCACAUAACGUUAAUAUACCAAAUCAAAUUAACACACCAAAGAGCACCAGUUCUACGCCUAAAUCAUCAAUGGAACCAAAUCUUAAGAGAAUUUGUAAGCCAAAAAGAGAAAAGAAGGCUAAUAACAUAAUAGAAAAACGUUAUAGAUCUAACAUAAACGACAAGAUGACAUAUUUGAAGAAGUUAGUUCCAUCUUUACGUGUCGCAUCUAAGAGAGAAGAAGGAAUUCCAAUUAUGGUAGAAGAUUCCAUGGAUCUAGAUGGGUUACAGCCAGCAAGAAAAUUGAAUAAAGCUUCAAUCUUAUUGAAAACUAUAGAAUAUAUUAAGCAUUUAGAGAAUAAGUGCUAUGAUAUAAAGAUUGAAAAUCAAUCACUAAAAACCUGUUUAUCACAAAAGAAAUAA
Messenger RNA from Vanderwaltozyma polyspora DSM 70294, 1014 nucleotides. RefSeq names its product Hms1p (gene HMS1). Gene Ontology annotation, molecular function: protein dimerization activity. The transcript has a single exon. NCBI's taxonomy places the organism in Eukaryota, Fungi, Ascomycota, Saccharomycetes, Saccharomycetales, Saccharomycetaceae. The record is from RefSeq and is a predicted model, not a curated record. Bases 1 to 1014 code for a protein of 337 amino acids.